This is a messenger RNA of Nerophis lumbriciformis (worm pipefish), 1707 nucleotides long. The record is from RefSeq and is a predicted model, not a curated record. Lineage: Eukaryota; Metazoa; Chordata; Actinopteri; Syngnathiformes; Syngnathidae.
AUGGAUGAAGUGACAGGAGCUCAACUCAUUGCUGAGUCUCUUAUGAUUCAGAAAGUUGAAUACAUGUUUGGGAUUGUUGGUGUUCCUAUCAUUGAAGUAGCCAUGGCUGCUCAGGCUGCAGGGAUCAAAUACAUUGGGAUGCGUAAUGAACAAGCGGCAUGUUAUGCUGCAUCUGCUAUUGGAUACCUCACUGGAAGACCAGGUGCCUGCUUGGUGGUGUCUGGACCUGGACUCAUUCAUGCUUUGGGCGGAAUGGCCAACUCGAACAUGAAUUGCUGGCCAGUGGUUGUUAUUGGGGGAUCCUCAGAUAGAAGCCAAGAGACAACCGGAGCCUUUCAAGAGUUUCCUCAGGUGGAAGCAUGUCGUCUGUAUAGCAAAUUCUCCGCAAGGCCAAGCAAUCUGGACGCCAUCCCUGCAGUGAUUGAAAAGGCUGUUCGUACAAGCAUGUAUGGACGCCCAGGCGCUUGUUACGUGGACAUUGCAGGGGAUAUGGUGAAUGCUAAAGUGGACCGACGCAAAGUCAGAUUUGUCCACUGCUGUCCGCCUCUUCCCAUCUGUUUAGCUGAUCACAAUGCAGUGACAGAGGCAAUCACUGUCUUGAAAUCAGCUAAAAGACCUUUGGUCAUCAUUGGCAAAGGUGCAGCUUAUGGUCGAGCAGAAGCUGCCCUGAGGGACUUUGUGGAGUUGAGCCAUCUGCCGUUCCUUCCCACGCCCAUGGGGAAGGGGGUGCUUCCUGAUGAUCACUCCAAUUGUGUGGCGGCUGCACGCUCCAGAGCUCUUCUCAAGACAGAUGUUGUGCUUCUUCUUGGAGCCCGACUUAACUGGAUCCUUCAUUUCGGUCUGCCACCUAGAUUUGACCCCGAAGUGAAGAUCAUCCAGGUUGAUAUUUGUCCUGAGGAGAUGGGAAACAAUGUGAAGCCUGCCGUUGCUCUCCUGGGGGAUAUCAAUGCUGUUGUCUGUCAGUUGCGGGACUUUCUUUUGAAAGAUGGCUGGAGGUAUCCUUCUGAUACAGAAUGGUGGAGCACACUAAAGGAGAAAAUGGACAGCAAUGCAAAAAUAUCGAAUGCGCUCGCUCUACAGUCAGUGUUACCUAUGAACUAUUACACGGUCUUUCACCACAUUUCUCGGCUGCUGCCACACGACUGCAUUAUUGUCAGUGAAGGUGCAAACACCAUGGACAUUGGACGCACUAUGUUGAAUAACUAUUUACCUCGACACAGGUUGGAUGCCGGAACAUUCGGAACAAUGGGAGUGGGCCCUGGUUUUGCUAUAGCUGCAGCUGUUGUGGAAAGGAACAAGAAUAAAGGCCAACGGGUCGUCUGUGUGGAAGGUGACAGUGCCUUUGGCUUUUCCGGCAUGGAGGUUGAAACCAUGUGCAGGUAUAGCCUUCCUAUUAUCGUGAUUGUAGUGAAUAACAAUGGUAUAUACAGCGGAGUGGACCCUGAGACAUGGAAAGAAAUGGCAAAAAUGGGAGACCUAACCAGCAUUGCACCCCCUGUGACCCUGCUCCCUGAGGCGCGCUAUGACCAAGUGAUGGCAGCAUUUGGCGGGCAUGGUUUCUUAGUGAGGACUGUGGAGGAGCUGUGUAAUGCUUUGCAGCUCAGCUUGAAUGACUGGGAGAGGCCAAGUCUUCUCAACGUGCUAAUAGACCCUUCCUCUGACAGAAAGCAACAGGAAUUCCCUUGGCUGACCCGUUCCAACUUGUAA